Gongylonema pulchrum is the source of this 258-nucleotide messenger RNA. Lineage: Eukaryota; Metazoa; Nematoda; Chromadorea; Rhabditida; Gongylonematidae. The record is from the annotation of a GenBank genome assembly.
UUGCCAUUUUUCAGGCGUAAAGCGAGCAUCGUCAAAACGUCCCUCGUCGAUAUCUUUUUCGUCAACAACGCAAUCCGCGAUUUCACCAGAAAUUACGCAGUUGCCGCGACGGCGUCGACGGUCAACUUUACCACGUGACAAAUGGGCUAGCAAAGUUGAAUUUUUAUUAGCUGUUAUUGGCUAUGCGGUUGAUCUUGGUAACAUAUGGCGAUUUCCAACAAUCUGCUACAGAUAUGGUGGAGGUCUGUUUAUUUAAAG